AUGAGGAGAAGGGGUGCGAAACUCGAACCGGUUGAGACCUCCAAUGCGGAUGAGAUUCGUUACAGAGGCGUGAGGAAACGUCCAUGGGGACGAUACGCGGCGGAGAUCCGAGAUCCGGUUAGGAAAACUCGGGUCUGGCUCGGGACGUUCGACACGGCUCACCAAGCGGCGUGUGCUUACGACGCUGCGGCGCGUGAGUUUCGAGGCGCCAAGGCUAAGACCAAUUUCCCGACGCCUCUCGAGCUUCAUGAGAAACUGGCGUUCAUAGGCGGCAGUUACGGUUACGGUUACGGUUACGCUCGUAGUCCUAGUCACAGCAGCACCCUCGAUCCCGCCUAUCGUACGGCUGCGCGAGUGGUGACACCUCCACAUCUCGAGCUCAGCUUAGGCCGCGGCGGCGGCGGCGGCGGCAGACGCCCGCGUUAUCAGAUUCCGGUUGCGCGUCCUGUUUACUACUAUAACAGUAACAUGAAGGCGUUUCCGGCGGCGGCGGCGACGUGUGGGGUCCAGAGCGAGUCUGAUUCGUCUUCGGUCCUUGAUUUUGAGGGUGAAGCUGCCAAGAAAUGUCAGCCGUUAAAUCUGGAUCUUAACUUAGCUCCUCCAAGUCCAACGGAAUAG
This is a messenger RNA of Microthlaspi erraticum, 618 nucleotides long. The record is from the annotation of a GenBank genome assembly. Lineage: Eukaryota; Viridiplantae; Streptophyta; Magnoliopsida; Brassicales; Brassicaceae.